This is a messenger RNA of Lactuca saligna, 621 nucleotides long. NCBI's taxonomy places the organism in Eukaryota, Viridiplantae, Streptophyta, Magnoliopsida, Asterales, Asteraceae. The record is from the annotation of a GenBank genome assembly.
AUGAAGCAAAUACAACACCAGCUCAAACAAAAGCAGGAGCAAAAAGCAUCAUUAAUUAGACAAGUUGAAGCAGCCAAUCGUGAAGAAGAGCAACUACAACAGAUACAACAAAUUCUAUCAUCUUAUUUAGCACCUAAAUACGAAGCAGCUCGCAGCUCAACAACAAAGCAACCAAAAGAAGACAUUCAAGAAAUAUCAUCCGAUGAUAGUCAGUCACAAACAAUACAUAAAACAGAAAAACAACCUAUGGCAUCAAACCAAGAAGAAUACCCACCACUUAAAGCCGAUCAUGAAAACAUAAAGAAAUGGUAUGUAAUUAUCAAUGGAGAAAACGAAGAAAUAUAUGACGAUUGGGGAAUUGCUAACUCAUAUAUUCUUGGAAAAAAUGUCAUUCACAAAAGUUACAAAACAACGAAUGAAGCAGAAGCCGCAUACAACGAAGCAUACAAAACAGUCAUAAAAGAUAAUGUCGAAUGUUCAAAAACAGUUCACCUUACACCACAAAAACCCAUAUCCAAUUUUACCCCACAAAAACUUGUAUCCAUCCUAAAGUCUCUUAACCGAUUAAACACAAAAUUGCCCUUGAAGCCAUUCCAUCAACCAAAGAAAAAGAAGCCAUGA